UCUGAAAACUGUCACUUCAAAUGAUGGUGCAACGGACAAUGGUACACGUCAGUUUUAAUUGUUUUCGAGCAUGUUAUUUGAAUUUUCUGCCGCUAAAGUGAUGAUAUGCAUUUUUAAGACUUUACUCACUUUAUCUAACAAUGUGCUUAGUACGUGAACAUGAAGUAUAUACAUUCUCCUAAAACAUUUUUCUUCAUUAACUUGCUGUGUUUGCUUUGGUUGCCAAAUUUCUGUGAUAUUAAAGAAAAUGAAGAAAUCAACCCAACCUUACAAGUCCAUCAAACGGUGGCCAGUAAUCCUAGUGCAAUUAAUAAUGUACCCACCAAGCAAGAAGAAACGAGUGGAAAUCUUAAUUUAGAAAUAAGUAAAGAAUCAAUUGUACAGCCUAGUGUAGAAUAUGUAUAUAGUCAGCCUGAGGAAGAGAUUAAAAAUAAUGCAGAUAAAAAAAGUUCAGAAAGUUUCCAGUCUGGGAGUUCAACCAAAAAUGAAAACCAAGACUUGGAAACUUUGGAAAGCAGAGAGAGUAUCAGUAUUAAAAAGAAAACUAUUGCUUCUGUGUUAACCCAAUCAGAUCCUACAAUAGCUGCAAAAGAUACUGAUAAGAGUUCCGAAACUGUUCAGCUCAGUGCAGAUGAACAGAAGGAAAUUCCACUCCAGAGUGAUGAUGUAACGGCGCCUGGUCCUUCUAAGAGUGAUGAGGCUUCAAACACAGAUUCUGUUCCUGCCGCUUCGAGUCCUGUUGUGACCCAAACUGCAAAAAAGCCGUCUGAAUCUUCUCCACCCAAAGAAGAUAAUGUACCUCAGCAGCCUCAGUAUGAUGGCAUGCCCUCCUUUGAUGAGUGGAAGAAAAUGAUGCUAGCUGAGCAAGAAAAAGGAGGGCAGAAAAUCCCUUCUCCAUCUCCCCCUGGGAAGAAAAUUUCUAGUCAAAAGCGCAGACGGAAUUACUCCUCCUAUGAAUGUGGUGCCAAAAUAGUUGCUUCAAAUUCCGAGGCAGAAGGAACCAGUCGUAUAUUAAACGAAUUAGUCGAUGAAUAUAUGCUUAAUCCAUGCAAAGCAAAAAUUUGGUUUGUUAUCGAACUAUGCGAAACAGUACAAGCUUCACAGAUUGAGCUGGCCAACUUUGAACUCUUUUCAUCCUGUCCGAAAGACUUUGUAGUUUAUUCUAGUGAUAAUUUUCCGACUCGCGAUUGGGUGCAACUAGGAAGUUUUACUGCAGCCGAGCAAAGAAUUCUUCAGAGUUUUGAACUGAAGCAAGAAGGAUUUGGAAAGUUUAUUAAGAUAGAGUUGUUAAGUCAUUAUGGCAAAGAGCAUUAUUGUCCUCUAAGUGUUGUGCGCAUUUUUGGGACUUCUAUGGUCGAUGAGUAUGAAGAAAUGGAGACAUUGGAUAGUCAUCAUGAAAUUCCAGAAGAUGAUUCCGAUAGGUUAGAUAUACCUCUAGAAGAUGCAAAAGCAACAAAUUUAUUUGGUAGUGCUACUGAUGCAGUGAUAAAUAUUGUAAAAAAAGCUGCACAAGCAUUGGGCCAGCAACAGCCCAUAGAUGAAAGCAAAAAUGAUACCAGUGCAGAUCAGCAAAAUAUAUCGGAAACAAAGCAUUGCAAAUUAAUCGAUUCGGCUGAAGAAACAUGCGAAGAUGCUUCUGCUGGAGUCGAAAGUGACGCCUCUUCAUUACCUAAAUUUAUUGUUCCUUCGUCAUCAGUACAUCAUACUAUGUUUCGCCUUCUCCAUCGCUGUGAUCAGUGUCUGUCAUCAAAAAUACGCUAUUAUUCUUCGGCUCAGCCGCAGUGCCGAUUCUUCCAAGCCGUUCUGGGACCAGUUGUGUUUCAAGCCCUUUGUGACUGGUUCAAGGAACAUCCACUUGUAGCUGCGCAUGAAUUGCCUGAGCAAAGAGAUAUACCUGCCUCAAUUGAUUCUUUUGUCACAUCACCUACAAAAAGCCCACCUCCCCAAAUCAUGCCAGUAAGAACCGAAAAAGAUUCUUCACUCGAAAUAAUUAUCAAUAGUACUCUCGGUUCCAUCAACCAGUCGGACAAGCAUACCACUGUCAAUGCGACUAACGUGGUGGAGCAAGUACUUAAUAUAUCUACACUGUCUGAUAAAACUAGAUUAGACUCGUCCAUUCAGCCUGUUCAUACCAUAUUUGAUGAAAUGCCCAAUGAUAGCUCGAAACCCGGCAAUGAGACUUUUGAAAGGUCUGUGCUGUCUGUAGAAAUUAAAUCAGAGGUGAUAGGUAAACCAACCGCCGCCAUUCCUACGAAAACAGAUAGUGCGGAUAAGAGUACAGAGACAGUCCCAACCUCGAGCGUCACUGUCAACGAUUUCUCCUCCAUUGCUGAACUUACAGACUCUGAACAGCAACAACUUAACGAAUUUCUGUCAGAAUCCACUUCUGCUUCUCCAGAUGACAUGAUCAUGGGAGACAUCAUUUCUGCAACCGAAGUGCCGCCCGGCACUAAGCCACCGGACGACAGGCUUUCCGAGGUGCGGAACGAAUUGCAAGGGAAAGUAGAGCCAGCCAUAUUCUCGGCUGGCGCAACUGCCGGCCAGAAAGAAUCGGUCUUCAUGCGAAUGAGCAACCGCAUCAAGGCACUAGAAAUAAACAUGUCACUCAGCAGCCAGUAUUUGCAAGAGCUCAGUCAACGGUAUCGUCGUCAGAUGGAAGAAAUGCAGCGUGCAUUUAAUCGCACCAUUGGGACAUUAAACGAUACUGCUAGAAAAGCUGCAGAAAAAGAUUUUAAACAGCAAGAGAUACUGAAUACUUUACAAUUGCAAGUUACGAAUCUAUCUGAAACAGUUGAAUUUCUAUUAAACGAGAGAACAUCUGCUUUUCGAGAGAUGGUAGAGACUCAUGUAUGCCUCAUGGUUAUUGAAGCAAUUAUAAUGAUCACUAUCAUGUCCCUCUGCGUUCGUCGUAUCUCUUCUGCUCGUCAGGUUCCUCCUUUGGAGAAGGAGAAGAUUGUACUACCGCCCCGGAUCUCCAAAAGAAGAAAUUCUGCCGAUUCCUGCACUCCAAUCGCAUGUAAAGUAACAAAGAGAUCUUCCAGUGAAGAGGUCUUAAGUGCAGCAGAAGGGGUGCUUAUUGUCGAACCACCAACAAUAUUCGACCCCAUGUUAAAAGCAAAAAAGAAAAACAGAAAGCGCAGUAAAGGAGUUCACAGAACCAUCUCGAAUCCUAGUGUACCAAGUAAAAAUUCAAAUCCUCCUAGUCAUUGUUUUGAAAAGACCGAAUCCCACUCUGACGGAUGCAUGCUUUCAAACAUAAAAUCGAAGCAUGCGUCGGAAAGGACAGAUCACAUGUGCGAAAACUGUAAUGUCAGCUGUUUAGUAACAAAAGUAAUUGAUAAAGGAAGAAGGUUAAAUGGAGCCCCUCUUCAAAAUCUCACGAACGGAUCAGUAAUCAGUUCCAGAGUGGCCAAUCAACAGUCGGGGAAUGGCAACUUAGCAAACGGCAGAAGAUUUAGUUUCAAAAAGUUCCUGAAAUUUCAGAAAAGGGAUUCUAUCUAGUCUUGUUUCUGUAUUUUAAUUUAUCUUUGUAUAGUUACUGUCAUGUUGCUGUUCGUCUAUUUUUUACACAUGAUUGAAGUUUCAUUUUCAGAUUGUUUUUAGGAGACUUCUACUGUUUCAUUGGCUAUCAAAUCUGUUAUAUUUUGGAGAAACUGUAUUAAGUUUAUUUUGGAAUUUCAAUGAAAUUAGAAAAGAGAAUCUAUCUGAUCAAAUGUAUUUCAAUCGGCUUAAUUUAACAUUCAGCAAUAUUAGGGACCAACAGGAAAAUAUCAUUGUUUCUAGCCAGUUAAUCUUACCAACUGACUAAAGCUCAAAAGUGUUGAUUUCUUUCUUUCCAAUUUUUGUGUUAUCCUGAAACCUUUGUUUUUAAUAUAAUCUGUAAAUAUGGGACGCCAUGUAAAUGGAAGAAGUAAAUAAAAUGUCAUCACUUUUAAAA
This is a messenger RNA of Uloborus diversus, 3937 nucleotides long. Its product is annotated as SUN domain-containing ossification factor-like. The coding region runs from base 160 to 3501 and encodes 1113 amino acids. Lineage: Eukaryota; Metazoa; Arthropoda; Arachnida; Araneae; Uloboridae. The record is from RefSeq and is a predicted model, not a curated record. Gene Ontology annotation, biological process: protein folding in endoplasmic reticulum. Gene Ontology annotation, cellular component: membrane; cytoplasm. The transcript has 16 exons.